AUGACAGCAAAGAAAUCCAAAGGGGACCUAAAAAUAAUGAUUUUGAAUGGAAUAUUUCAAUCGGAUGAUUGCUUCCUAUAUAAGCUAUGUAAGUUCAACCCACUUCAUCAAUUUCUUCGACUUUUCGGAGACGACAGGUCUAGCACAAUCACCAUGAAGUACUUUGGGAUUGCACUGCUCAUCGUGGCCUUUGCUGCGCAGGCAUUGGCUAGGAAUAUUCCUGUUGAACGGGAUUUACCUGCAAAGACAAUUACGGCCAGAGAUUUUAGUUCACAACUCAAGAACUUCCUCGAGGUGGAAUUAAGGAAAUCGUUGAAGACUGGCCGUCCCUCCCAGGGAAUCCCCAUUAUGGAUCCAUUCGAUAAAUCAUCACACGAUUUUGCGAUCAACCAGGACGUAGCCAAGAUUAGUGGAUCUUUUAAUAACGUCCGCGUUCAUGGAUGUUCUGCCUACAAAGUCGACGUCGUCAAAGUCAGUAUUUUCACACGGAAAGCAACAGUUCAGCUGACUUUCCCAGCCCUCAAUGCUACAGGGAAAUACUCUGUAAAAGGAGUUGCAAUGAACACUGAGAUUUAUGGAGAUGGUGAAUUCCAAGCAAUAGCGAGAAACUUAAAGGUCCACGCAGUCGUGUCUUUCAGUAUUUUUCGCAAACUGAAAGCCAAAUCUGUCAAACUUAACAUCUCCCUGGGAUCUCUCGAAUUCAAGGCCACCGGACUUUAUCACGAUGAAAACAUCUCAAAGAUCGCCAGUCAAAUGAUCUCAGAAAAGGCACCAAGUUUUAUUGCUGAGCAUCAUAACCAGAUAACUAGUUACCUUUCGCCACUUCUUCUCAAGGCCAUCAAUAAGGCGACCUAGUGUGAGCUAAAUAAUAGGAAUAUUGCAGUUUUUCGUCUACAAAUCCCGGAUUUUUCACUAGCGCUUUAGAGUAAUUUUUUUAUGUUUUUCUGUAUCUUCUCAAAAUAAAUGUUGAUAUUUGAGACUAA
This is a messenger RNA of Diachasmimorpha longicaudata, 983 nucleotides long. RefSeq lists its product as uncharacterized. Lineage: Eukaryota; Metazoa; Arthropoda; Insecta; Hymenoptera; Braconidae. The record is from RefSeq and is a predicted model, not a curated record. Bases 1 to 855 code for a protein of 284 amino acids. The transcript is spliced from 8 exons.